GAGUGGGGUCAGUGAUAUUUAAGGUCCCCUCCAAUGCAACCAUUCUGUAUUUCUUUGACUCUAUAGGACAUAAAAAUGGAAGAUAAAUGCUGGCUGUCUUGAUGCUAGUUUUUUCUUUGCUAGAUGCAUGCUGGGUACAGAGCCUGCAUCCUACUGGAUCCUCUGCAUUCUCACAGCAAAGAAGAAUCUGUCUAUGAUUCUUACAAAAAAUAACUUGAAACAGCUUGUGAACAUCUCUUAUUAGUUAUAACAUGGCAGGGUUACUGCUGACUUGAGGGUUGCAUGCACUGCCCAGGGAGCUACCACACACGCAUGGUCGGUGUUUGACAACCAGCUGGUGUUUCCCACUGCUGAGGCUGGCUGUGUGCUGGCAGCAUGGGGCAGGGUGUGGGUCCCACCUAAGGGUUUGUGAACGCACUUAUUGACUGUCAUGGGGAUAACGGGAAAUCAGCAUCUGCGUGUUUGCUGUGGUCUUCCUUGCAACCUCUGAGCAGCCACAGCAGCUGUUCCAUUUUCUCAUAACUAGGCUCUUGCAUACAAUUAGAUCACCUAUGUUUUUGUUUCCCGUAUGUUCAAGCAAUUGAUCCCAUUACCUCAUAGCCCUGUACUUAAUUUCCUUGCUUUUAUUACAGAUUCAAUCAAAAGAAAUGGGAUCUUACUUUGCUGCUUUCAAUUCUCAGCUGUACUGGCUCUUUGUGCUGCUGGAUUCUGUCGUGCCUUGAAAGGGCCCUACAGAGCUCAGUGCCCCUUCUGCUGAUCCCAGUGCUCGUUGGGAGCAGGGAGUAGUUUGCAUGUGCUUAAUGAACAAGAGAGAGAAAAUUGUCUUGCUCUCUGGAAAAGGGCUGUGCUAAGCAUUGCGAUGCCAUGGAGCUGUCAGAAAUGGCGUUUGAAUGCUGCUCUCUUGUGAAUGUGAACAGCUCUCUAGGGAGCUGUUGGUACCAGCACGCAUCUCAGCGUGUACCUCAUGUUUCUAGUGAAGAGUUGACUGUAGAGGGAAGUGGAAAGCAUCACCCUUGGCUGGGAAAGCUGAACUGUUAAAAAAAACAUGUAAUAAAGAAACAACACUGAGAUGUCGGCACUCACCGCAGUGUUGUGUAACCCAAGGAUGCUGUGAGCCGCUGCUGUCUCCACGGGCUGUUCUGGAGCAGGGGGGGAGCAAAUGAGGAAAGUGCAGUGGGAUCCACCAUGCUCAUGCCUUAACAUAUGGGGGGGAGGCAGCUGGGAGCAUUAUGGAGCUGUGUAGGAUCCUCAGUUAUGUCUCUGCCAUUCUGCUCUCACAUAAACCAAGGGGAUGCUUCUGCUGUCUGUCGGUUAUUGUCGCUCCUUUCUGAGCCUCUCUGAAGCUGAAUUUAAACUUGCAAUAUGCAUUCUGAGGCUGUCUGCAUCUCCCCAUUUGUUAGCCUGGUGCUAUCUGCGAGCUUGAGUUCCUGGGCCCUCACACUUUCCCUGCUGCAAAAAAAACCCAGAAGCCUUCUCUUGGGUGGUUACUCUUUCUGAAGUACCCAUUAGUGAGCAUGGACAAGGUGCAUCCGUUUUGCCGUAUGUGGCUGGUGCUUACCAGUAUUGGUCUGGCUCUGGUUGCUAGGCUUAGCCUGGGACAACAAAAGCUUGUCACCUCUGGAGUUAAUGCUUCAAACACAACCCUACCUUUGAAUGCUGUCUUUUUGUUCGUUUUCUUAACUAGAUCUUCAGUUGCUCUUGGGUGUAAUUUCUGCGGCCCUGUGGGCUUUCAAGAGUUGCUUUUUAGCAUUUCUACUAGUCAUUAUUGUAACAGGAAAUAUCAUCUUCAAAUACAUAUUUUACUAUGUCCAGAGCCUAAUAAGUCUUCCUCCUACGCAGCAUUUUUUUAAUUGUUUUUUAAAUCCUUGAAUGUAUUGAUGCAAACUUGUACCUGUAUGUAUUUUUUAGCUGCUGGCUAAAUCUAAUUGCUGUCAGCACAAACCUCAGCCUGAUGAUGUGUGCAAUUAACAAGAGCUCCCACCUUUCCUUCGGGGGUAGCGAGAGAUGGAGGGAUCCUUCUGAGCAAGUUCUCUUCUUCUGCCUGUGUAACCAUGUCUUGUCUUUUGCUGUUCUUUGCUGACAAACUUGGUGAAAGGGGGGCUUAGGAGGCAGAGAGAGAAAUCCAAUGCCCUUUUUGCCCUUCUUCUAUCCUUUUAUCCUGCUCAACUGUUCCUGACUCCUAUGUUGGGUGAGAUCAACUUUGCCUAAAUUUUGGUUCCUUGCUUUCUAUCAAAAGAGCUUGCUUUCACAUGGGUGUCUAUCUGCAGCAAACAGUCCUGCCAUCACUUCAAAAUCCUUGUUAACCCUGUCUAUGGUUUGAGGAGUAGGAAGCCAGCAGAAAGCAGAGCCUGCAGGUGUCACAAUGUGCCACGUGGAUGUGCUCCCACUUGGCACUGCUUUCAAGGUGAGCUCUGAAGGUGGCCACAGGUGAAAUGGAGAGUGUGACAGCAGGCAGCAAUGGCAGAGAGUGCCGGGAAGGGAGAAGUCUCUGAAAGUGUGCUCAGCACUGAAAUGGAUUCUUUGAUGGUAAAAUAACCCUGGUCUUCAGUUUGCCACAACAUGUGGUGUUAGAGGGCUCUUGAUCUGAAUAGAGAAGAUGCAGCAGGCACAGCUGAAACAGGGCUUUCAUCAGCUUACCCACAAAUUACAAAAAUAUAUGUGCAUUUUUGUGAAAAUAGGAAGCAGUGGGUCAGUGACAAACACAUCUGUGAUAUUUAAGGGAUCUUGCUCAUGUGCCUACAAUCCCACCAAGAUGAGCUGUCUGCAUUGAAUUUAAUCAGUGUCAGAAAAAGGGUGUAGGGGUCAGCCUGGAGGGGGAAGACACCUCAAACACCUGACCAUCCACCUGGGGGAAAGGUAGAGUGCCUGAUUUGAAGAGAGAGUUCAGGAGGGAGGAAGCUCUCAACUUUGCCCCUUGUAUUUUUGAAGCAGUUGAAGGGCCUCAGAGGACAUUAAAAAAUGGGGACUCCCUGGCACCUGUGUCUGUUUUGCAGCGAGUCACAGGCACGGUGUCCUCAGCGCUCUGAGGAGUAUUGAGUAGGCUUGAACUGAUGGAGGUGAAUUUCAAUUGCUUUUAUUUUUUGCAUCAAAGAGUAGAAGUACGAGACCCUAGAGGUUGCUGAAAUGGUUUGUGCUGUGGAUUCCCUUUUCAGCAAGGGGCUGCGGUGAACAUUCUCAAAAAGCAGCGGGGUGGCUGGUAAUGCACAUCUGACUGAUUGGUGUGGUUGGAGGUACAGCUCAGCCCUUGCUUUGGAGAAACCAAUGUGCACGCAUUGUUAGAGCAUGCUAACCUUGAACUCCAGAUUUUGAUGUUCAAGAUCAAAACCUUUGUGUUGGGGCUGCUUUCUUCAGCCACAUAAGAGACAAAAAUUCCGUUUGUUCUUGCACUAAACAUUUCAUUUUUUGAACACUGUCCUCCUACAAAUGCACUCACUUCAUUAUGUCUGUGAAAUGGAAGAGCAAAUAGCUAGUCUUUUGUGUAAAUUUAUGGUAAAUUUAUGGGAAAGCUCCUUGCCACUACUUAGAAAUCUGCAGCCAAUGAAGACUUAAUUAAAUUGAGAAAUGGAGAUGCUCUCUCUCCUCAUGAUUUGGCAGUGAGCCUUUAAAAGUGCUGGUCCCUGCAGUGUGCCUGAACUCUGAAUCCUUCCUUGAAAGACAAGGAAGUUCUACCAAGAUGAGUAGUGCAGUGUCUGAUCAGUCACCCAGCCAGGUGAGGUCCUGCUGCAGCACUCACCAUUGUUCAGAGAAGACUGAAAAGCAACCAGAACUGCCCUCUCUAUUAUUGCUUCAAGUUGGAAGAGGACAGCAGACAGCAGUAAGUAAUCUGUCCUUUGCAAAACGAAGCAGUUCUUGAGUGCCUGCUACUGUACUUGAUAUAAGAUCUUCAUACUUCUGCUAAGGCGAAAACUCAGCUCUGCCUCUCACCUCUCGUGCAGGAUGCCAGAAGCAGAAGAGUAUGUUAUUCCCCCUGCUUGUGGUGCAGGACACCGCAGUGGAAAAGCAGCUGCCUCUGCCUGAGUGGGCUGCUGGAAAGGGUGGCUGGCUGAUUACUCAGCCCCUGCCUGACAGCACCGUGCUGCUCUGUACACCUCCUUCCUGGGGCUGGUGCUGUGUGAUGCAGCCUGCCACCAGCUCUGUCCUGCUGCAUGUGCGUGCUGCUGCAGUGUGGGAGGAGCAGGCGGGUGCCCUGAACUUGCAGCCGAGGGCGGAAGCUUUUUGGGGUUUGCUGUUGCUGCUUGAGGCUUUCAUAGAGUUGCAGCAUCUGAGCUGGGCGAUCGCUGCUGGAGUGAUGAUGCAGGCACACAGAAGCAGAGCUGGGUCUUCCCCCAGGGCUCAGUCUGGGCCAGCCUCGGCAGUUUUUGGCUGCCACAUGGAAGAUCACACAAAGCGCGUCCAGCCCAUCCCACUCCCAGCCGUGCAGCAGAACUUGAACUAUAUGUAUCCCCAGAUCUUUUGGGUGGAUGGCUGUGCCGACGCCAGUACCUCCUGCCAUCCGGCAUCCCCUGUUGCUCCCUUCCCACCACCAGUACCUGAUCGGAGGAAAAAGCCAAAGAGCAACAGAGAAAGGAGCAGCGUCAGCUUCCUGGUGAUCUUCUUGCUGAUCCUGCUGGCCCUCACUGGAGUGGGGCUGAGCAUGUUUCAGAUUUUCCACCUGGAGAAGGAACUGGCUGAACUCAGAGAGUCUGUCAGCACUGAACACAUCCCUCCAGCCCUGGAGAAGCUCAUAGGGCAGGGGAGCAAGCCAGUGAAAAAGGAAGCAAGGAAGGCAGCACACUUAACAGGGAACCCCACACAACGGAACCUCCCAUUGGAGUGGGAACCCAUCUCUGGUCAUGCCUUCACCAGUGGCAUUCAGUACCGUGCCCAGGGCCUUGUGAUCAAUGAGACUGGUCUGUACUUUGUGUACUCCAAUGUGCUCUUCCGGGGAAGGCACUGUGACAACGAGGUGCUGACCCACGUUGUCUACAAGAGAAACCCAGCUUCACCAGGCAGCCAUGUGCUGAUGGAGGACAAGCGCAUCAACUAUUGUACAAAGGAGAAAAUGUGGGCCCGGAAAAGCUACCUGGGGGCUUUAUUUAAGCUCAGGGAGAGGGACAGUCUGUAUGUCAACGUUUCCAAAAUUGAUCUGGUUAAUUUUGAGGAAUCCAAGACAUUCUUUGGGUUAUUUAAGCUUUAAGUGGUGCUGUUGGAAUGUGGCUGGCAGCAGCCCACACACCGGGACAUGCAGGGUAUGACGGCCACUUGAAAGGCAACAGUGCCAAAACCAAAGCAGGGUCUCACUCUAGGAAACCCAUCAAGAAACCACGUUUCAGCCUUCUGCAUGAGAAGGCUCAAGCAACAGGUAAAGACUUGAAACCAGACCUCUAGGAAGCACCUGGGCUGUCCUGUGGCUAUCUGAAGAGAAUCAUGCGUUUUCUUCCUCUGAAUAAAAGCACCACCCUGAAAUGUAGUGCAUCAAAGACCCUGUUGAAACUCACUACUUGCUCAAGAAGACUCUGCUGCCUGAGAAAGCGUCAGGGCCUCAGCAGCACUGGCCCACACAUGCUGUUGUGCCCCCAGUGAGCUCAAGCCAUUUGGGGACAGCUGGCCUGUGUCCAGGAGGCCCCUCAGUCUGAAUUGUGCUGUGCCACACCAUGGGUGGUGAUGUGGGAGUGAGCUCAGGCUGCUUUCCCUGAGCAAUGGUCUGCCCAUCCCACCUGGACACUUGGCACUGUAAAUUGUCUGACAGGCACCCACCUACCAGCUGGCUUGUUAAGCAUGGUAGGUUUGUUUUGUGUUAAAUUAUUGACUGUUCGCUUCCCAAAAAAUAUCCCCACCCCUUUAUUUAACUCACCUUGCAAGGAAUGUGCUGGAAGUGGCGAUGCUGUUGAGGGGUCCUGGCCCUCUGAAGAAAACAAGAUUUUGCUGAAUCCUCCCCAUGCUAUGGUGGUGGGUACAGCAUAAGGGGCCAGGUACCAUUCUCACUGAUAGGACCUGAGCAAACCAGCCCUAGCUGAGCAUGGGAUGCUCUCUCCUGGUAAAUAAAGAUAUAUUUUUCUAGAAAA
Molecule: messenger RNA, 6044 nt
Organism: Phasianus colchicus (ring-necked pheasant)
Lineage: Eukaryota; Metazoa; Chordata; Aves; Galliformes; Phasianidae
Gene: FASLG
Product: Fas ligand
Biological process (GO): positive regulation of canonical NF-kappaB signal transduction; extrinsic apoptotic signaling pathway via death domain receptors; immune response
Cellular component (GO): membrane
Molecular function (GO): tumor necrosis factor receptor binding
Source: RefSeq, a predicted model, not a curated record